CGCGGGCGCAGACGAUCACACUUGCCGAGCGACGUCGAAAGUGCAGACAUGGCCCGACUUACCAUUGCCGUCCUCGCCCUAAUCGGGUGCGCCGUGGCCGAGCCCCCCAGCUACCACUACUCCGCCCCCUCCUCAAUCCUCCUAGUAGGAGGCCACGGUGGCGGCUACAGCUCUGGAGGCUACAGCUCUGGAGGCUACAGUUCAGGACACAGCAGCCUUAGCAGCGGCGGCCACUACUCUUCUGUCCCUGUUGGACACCAGACUUCUGAAGGCUACCACAUCGACCCCCAUCUAUUGGACAAGAUUAAGCACAUUAUCCUUAAAGACGAAAUCCAGAACCAAGCUUACCAACAAGCCUCUUCUUCUCACGGACACGGUAUCUCAUCCCACUACGGCCCACCAGCUCCCGUGUACGGUGUUCCUCAUGAUAGAAUCGUCGGCAUCGAGCUUGAACACAUCCAACAGGGUCUCCAAGUAGCUCAAUACCACCAAGCGGAGAUCGACUCCGGUUAUGCUGGCGGCUACUCCAGUGGCUACUCUAGCGGUUAUUCCAGCGGAUCCUCUGGACAUGGCUACUCCAGUGGCAUCUCUGGUGGUCACGGGCCCUCCAUCACUUACACCACCAUCGGUGUCCCCUCAGGUUCCUAUGGAGUCCCUUCCCCCUCAUCAACAUACGGAUCUCCUCACCAUUAAAGUCAACCCCUAGUUUAUUAAAUUGUUGUAGAGUUUCUGUAAAUAAAACACUGUAAAUGCUCGUU
This is a messenger RNA of Leguminivora glycinivorella, 758 nucleotides long. RefSeq names its product probable peroxisomal membrane protein PEX13 (gene CPG14). NCBI's taxonomy places the organism in Eukaryota, Metazoa, Arthropoda, Insecta, Lepidoptera, Tortricidae. The transcript has 2 exons. The record is from RefSeq and is a predicted model, not a curated record. Bases 49 to 693 code for a protein of 214 amino acids.